AUGCGGUGGCGGGCGGCGGCGGCGGCGGCGGCGCUGCUGGGCCCGCUGCUGGCGCUGGCGCUGGGCCCGCGCGCGGCGGCGGCGCAGUCGGUGUGGACGGCGUGGCUGAACGUGUCCUGGCGGCUGCCCGGCAGCAACCAGACGGCGUGGACGGCGGGCGAGAGCGGCCUCUUCGGGCAGGACUCGCCGGUGCGCCCGGCGGCCGGGCUGGUGGUGCCGCCGGACGGGCGCGAGGGGCUCAACGCCUGCAGCCCGCGCACCAACUUCUCCGCCGCGCCGCGCGACGCGCCCUGGAUCGCGCUGGUGCAGCGCGGCGGCGGCUGCAUGUUCACCGUCAAGAUCAACGCGGCCGCCCGCUGGCGCGCCGACGCCGUGGUGGUCUUCAACUCGGACGGGGGCGCCGGGCCCGAAGUGCAGACCAUGACCCACCCGGGUACAGGCAACACUGUGGCCAUCAUGAUUAGCUAUUCGAAAGGCAGAGAAAUCCUUCAGAAGAUUGAAAAGGGCUACCAAGUGACAAUGGCUAUUGAAAUAGGGAAAAAGCACGGAUCGUGGAUGAAUAAUUAUUCCAUUUUCUUCGUUUCGGUGUCCUUCUUCAUUGUCACAGCCGCCACAGUUGGGUACUUCAUAUUUUAUUCUGCUAGAAGGCUUAGACUUGCAAGGGCCCAGAACAGGAGACAGAGACGGCUGAAAGCAGAUGCCAGAAAAGCCAUUGGGCGGCUUCAGUUACGUACAUUAAAGCAGGGAGACCAGGAAACUGGCCCUGAUGCAGAUAACUGUGCUGUGUGCAUUGAAGUCUACAAACCAAACGAUGUUGUGCGAAUUUUAACCUGCAAUCAUCUGUUUCACAAGAGCUGCAUUGAUCCCUGGCUGUUGGAGCAUAGGACCUGUCCCAUGUGUAAAUGUGACAUACUCAAGGCUUUGGGAAUUGAGGUGGAUGUAGAAGACAGAGUUGAACCUUUUCAAGCAGCUGCUGUGUCUAGUGAAGCCUCUAAUAUCCCUUCAGUUAAUGAAGAAGAUAAUCACAGUGAGACCGCAUCAUCUGGGUACGCCUCCGUACAGGGAGCUGAUGAACCAGCUCCGGAGGAGCGUGUUACUUCAGAGAGUGACCAUCUCCGUCUUGUGAACACUUCCCAGAUUCCACCACACGUAGAUGCGCUUCCCCAUCUUGACAAUCCAGGCUUCGAAGGGGAUGAAGUUCAAGGGCAUGAAGCGAAGUCCUAGAUGAUGUUGAUGCAAGACUGCAGUUCGCUUGAGACACCAGCAUCAAAGAAUGACAAAACUGAUAAGACUGAUGUAGCAGCAAUGUUGCCUUGAUAUUGAGAUAAAAUACACAAUUUAAGAUUGCAAUUAUACGGAGUGACCUGCCCAUUCACUUAUUUCUUUACUGAAUUAGUUUUAAUACUUUUCAGUACAGACCUUUCUUCUGGUGCGACCAAGGAAGAGAGCAGCAUCAGCAUCCCACCAAAUCAUCUGAGCAUAAUCACUUUUUCCUGCAGUAGAGCUUUGGCUGUUUGUCCCACAAAAGCAUAAACCCAUAAAAAAAAAAUCUACUGGACAUUAAAUUAACUUUAAAUUAAUAGUUACCUUUUUUUUUUUUUUUAAGCUUUUGGUUUAUGAAACCACUGGGUGUAUGUUCCUUUUCAGCACUGGUUUGAGUUAGUUUUGCAUUUAUGUAACUUGUUGAGGGCCUUCUAUUCUUGAUCUUCGAGAAUAGCCUCUUGCUGCAUUAAACUGCCAAGCAAUUCCACUGUCAGUCCCGACUGUAAAAGGAUUUUUUUACAUUGAGGAUUAUCUACACCCACUUCACUGAUUAGAGCAAAUUAACACCACGAAACCAAAUGGACAUUUCAAAAAUGUUCACGGGAACAGAAUACAAGAGUAAGUAACUAUUCUGUACUGAAAAAAGAGCUGCAUAAAAUUUGCCUUGUGUUUUCUUUUCAGUUUUAACAUGCUGCCGCAGGGUCCAGUUAACAGUCCAGGUUUUAGUUAGUGCUGCUCUUAACUUUGUCGUAGGCUGAAUAUGCCUCAUUUAAAGGGAUUUUUUGUUGCUGCUACUCCAAAGAAACAGCUAAGUAAAGUUACCCAAAGAAUACUGUAAAUACUCAGAGUAGGCAAUGCAUGGACAUGGCUAAACUGGAAAUCAAUGAAUGGGUGAACUUCUGAAAUUAUUUUUCUAAUGUGUGAGAUGGUAAUAAGGGGAACACAGGGUGCCUUCCCAUGGAGCCCAAAACCUCAUCCACCAAAGUGAAUUACUUUAAUAAUGCACUUUAUUUUGCAUCUGUAUUUCCGUUUCUGAUUGCAGGUCUGGCAUAAAUGGACUGGAGAACAGUGAUGAUAUGUUUUUAACUUCUCAUGUGAUUCUGAUAGGAAAAAUCAGUCCACCUUUCUCCCUUUUUGCAAUAAAGUUGUAAAUAUUUGAUUUCUAUUGAAUUCCUUUGAAUACAAAAUGUAAAUAAAGCCAUUCUACUGCCUA
This is a messenger RNA of Candoia aspera, 2476 nucleotides long. It is a transcript of the gene RNF128, whose product is annotated as ring finger protein 128. Bases 1 to 1224 code for a protein of 407 amino acids. The transcript is spliced from 7 exons. The record is from RefSeq and is a predicted model, not a curated record. Lineage: Eukaryota; Metazoa; Chordata; Lepidosauria; Squamata; Candoiidae.